UUUACAUUGUAAAUCGAUUUUAUUUAGAUUCGAACUCACCGACUGAGGGCGCAUUGUUUUUUGGUACAGUCAUGAAAAGCGUGUCGCUUGUCAGUUUAGUUGUUAAUUUCUAUAAUUUCGUGAUACGAGCCCAAUGACAUUGAACCAGUCUCAUUGUGCACACAUCAACACACUAUAGACUCGGUCUGAUUCUUGGGUUUGUUUGGUUUCGACGUAUCACACGCCACAUCUACAGUUCAAUGUCAGCUUGAGUGUCUUGAGUGUCAUCCUCCUUUAAGUACGUCACUGCAAUGGAAGGCAGCAUAGAUGAAGAAGUCACCUUUAAGGUCAAUAGUAAGUCGGAGGAUUGUGUAAAGAUGGACAGUGCCAAGAUGCACAGUGACUUUAUGAACAGAGAUGACAUCAGGCCCGAAGACUCUGUGAGUCAGAGGGGUAGUAGCAGUACCACGUCAGCUAGUUGGAGGCUUCGAGCUAGGGCUAGGAGAGCUGCCUUACAAGCGGAAGUUAUGGCUCUGCAAGAGCAACAAGAGCUUGAGCUUGAGGAAAUCAAGUUGAAACAAAGGAAAGCUGAACUUCUUCUUAAAAUGAAAUUGAAGGUAGCAGAGGCAGAAGAAGCUGUUUAUAAAGGUACACAGUCAGAUGUCAAGGUCAAAGGAAAGACUGAUCCUUUAGAACAGGACAAGACUGAAGAAUCUUGUAAGCUUGAACCUUCCAGGGACAAUUCGACAAUGCCGGCUAAGACAAAACUGACACCAACUUGUGACAAUUCUUCAACCAGUGAAAGUGAUAAGAUGAUGGGUAAGAUGCAUUCUGACAUUUUCCAUCACUUACAGCAAGGACAGAAACAACAUCAGCAGCUGUUGGAAGCUAUCACCAUUUCCACUGCCAACAUUAUGUCAUUUGAUGGUAACCCUCUGAAUUUUUAUGAAUUCAUGCGGUCGUUUGACAGCGUCAUUGGUAGAUCUUCAUUGGACAAUAACACCAAGCUACUCAAGUUAUAUCAUCUGUGUAGUGGAGCUGCCAAAGACAUCAUCCAUUGCUGUCUAAUGAUGCAUCCAGAUGAUGGAUACUUACAUGCAAGGACGCUACUGACUGAUCGAUUUGGAAAUGCCUUCAAGAUCUGUGAUGCCUGGAUCAAGAAGAUCACAGAAGGACCUAUCAUACAAAAUGAUCCAAAGCAGCUGAGGGACUUCGCUGAUCAGCUUAAGACCUGUGGAGAAACAUUGAUGGCAAUAGGAAUGCUCCGAGAGUUAAGCUCUAGGAGUGAACUGGUGAAGAUCAUUGACCGUUUGCCAUUUCACCUGAAGAGCCGCUGGGUACGUCAUGUGAAAUCCAUCAGAGAUGUUGGAAGACAGCCUACCAUUCAAGAUGCAGUUGACUUUAUCACUGAUGCAGCUGAUGAGCUUAAUGAUCCUGUAUUUGGUGCACUUCUUACUGGAGGAUCAAAGAGCGGAAGUACUGACAAAGUGAGAACCAUGUUAGGUAGAGGUCAGGUGAGCGUAUUUACCACUUCAGCCAAUCCAUCAACUCAGAACUGCGUUAUGUGUAAUGCCAGCCAUGAUCUUUUUGGCUGUCAGGAGUUCAAGAACAUGAAUCCUGAUGAACGCUUUGAUUUUGCCUUCAAGAACAGAUUAUGCUUCAAUUGCCUCUUACCUGGCCACAUUUCUUCUAGAUGCAACAUCAACAGAACCUGCUCUGUUAGAGGAUGCGAUCAAAGACACACAAAGUUCCUACAUACUGGGAGAAGGAUGAUGACAUCAUCUCCACAGCGCCAUACGCUUCUCAGUGCAAGUGACGCGUCUACUCAAACUGACAGCGAUGUAUCAUCCCAUGCCAGCUGUGGCGCCAUGGGGGCCGGAGUUAGCAGAAUCGCUCUUCCGAUAGUACCGGUCACUGUUAGUGUCCCAGGUGAAGUAGGAGGAACUAUUGAGACCUUUGCCUUGUUGGAUUCUGGUUCCACAAACUCAUUUUGUCUACAGGAAAUAGCAGAGAAGAUCCAGACAAAGGGACGAAAGAAGAUCGUAUCAGUAUCUACACUAGAAGCUCCUAACCACACCAUGGAAUGCAAAGAAGUGAAACUGAGUGUAAAGGGGUCUUCUGGUACAUCAAGCAAGAAGAUAGAUGCUGAGUUCCUUACACGUCCAAGCUUGAAUAUCAAUGCAGUGAACAUGGCCACUGAAGAAGAUAUCUCCAGAUAUCAACAUCUUUUUGGUAUUGAUCUCCAAGUGACAACAGGAAAGGAGGUAUCUUUACUUAUCGGACAGGAUAUGCCCGAAGCUCUGAUGCCACUGGAAAUCAGAGCAGGUGCUCCAGGUGAAGUCUAUGCCAUCAGGACAGCACUUGGGUGGACGUUAAAUGGACCACUGGGAAAUGAAAGUAAUCUACUGAUUCAUCAAGCUCCAUCUAACUUCGUUUCUGCUGCAGGAAACAUACUGAUGGGAGUCGAACCUCAUCAAACUUGUAAGCUAGAAAGAGUUGACAGAGAUGAUAAUAAUUGGCAACUUCCAUCUCACACCCUAACUCACGAUCUGCCAAAUAAUCCCCAAGUGACAAGCAGACAAGGCUCCCUGAAGACUCGACUGGAUAAGGGUGAUUGUCUACAUGCUAACUACAGGGAGGAGAUGAAGUCUUUGCUGGAAGAAUCAUAUGCUAAAGAGGUUCUUGAUGCAGCUCCUGAGAAAGAUGAAGGUCUGGUAGGGCUUUUCUCCAAGAUCACAGGCAUCGUCAGCAGCAGGCCACCAACAAGAGAAUCACCAAAGGUCUAUGAUGAUGAAGAUGUGAAUUCGAAGCUCUUACUUCUGUUAGACAGGAAGCUAAAGCUACUUCCAGAAGUAACAGUCAGACCAGAUGUCUCGAAGAUGACUCAGAGUUAGGUACAACCUUUAGCAGACACCUUUAAAUACUAGUCAAGAGAAUACUUACCUCAUGUGUAAAUUUGAAACGUUGAAACCUUCGCAUUGCAAUCUACGAAUUAGUUGCCUUGUGCUUGAAGCCAAUGGAAACUCUUCACUUAUUUUGUGACUGCUUGGAAGAUUUCUCCAGACUUUCCAGGCAAGAAAGGGGUCAACCGCGGAAAAUCCAAACUAAGACUAGCAUAAGUAUAUUCUACCUACCUCAAGGUUAUACAUUUUUCUGAAAAGACAUUAUUGAUUAUAAUGCUGAUGUAGCACUUAAAGUCGGGACCUAUUUUUCAGAAGAAAGAUAAACUUGUGAAAUAUAUGCAAUUUAUGAUAAUUGAAUCAACAAUUGUCUUUGCAAGGAUAGGAUCAAUUUAGAUAAUCAUGUGCAGUGAUCUUUGAACUUAUCGCGAUUUGAGCAUUUUGAAGUCAUUUAUCGUCAAAAUAUGAAAUCAUGUGGAUUCUGUUUCGUGAAAGCAUUACUAUAUAUUCAUCAAAAUGUAAUAUCAUAAUGUCGACAGUGAUUACAUCAAGUGUCAAACUGAUUUGUAUCAUCGCGGGAAGUUUAUAGCGUGAUUGAUAAUCUUGUAAGCUGGAUUUAACAAGUGACUUUAACGCGGUCAGCGUAUCAACAGUAGUCUUACCAGUACUGAUAUCUGAAAACUGAAAUGAGACAAGAACUAAGAAGCUAAUGUAAAAAAAUUACAAGAAAUGGACUUGAAAUUGUAACCUGAUUAAGAAGACUAUGAAUCAUUACCUGUGGACUGAUUUCUCAGAAUAUUCAUGUUUAUUCAUGCAUAUGUAAAAAAAAAAUAAAAUUGCAUGUUGUCAUUUUUUAAGAAAUUUGCUCGGUUGACAUAAAACAUGUGACAAAGUUUAUAUGGGUUAUGUAAAUUUAGAAAAUUUAUAAUUUCCAGUGUGAAUUGUAAAUCUGAUUUAACAGGAUUUAAGCUACAGUGAAAACUUGAAUACUUUUGUAUUUGUUUUAGGUCACCAUACUCAAGUUGAAUGUGGUGGAAGAAGAAAUAACCAUAAAAAGGAUUGUUUUAGAAAUUCAGGAUUUUUUGUUAGUACAGAAAAUCGACAUGUCAUGCUAAGCAAAUUUUGUGCAGAUUAGACAAAAGACAAUACUAGAAAGUUAUUAUAUGGUGAUAUGGUAUUCAAAUGAUGGUUUAGAAACAUCAGUACUGUCAAUUUGAUAUGAUAAAUGAAAGAUAUGCAAAUUUAUUUUGAAGCAGAACUUCAAAAAUGUAUUGAAUGUUAUAUGAUCUUGUCAAUGCAUUCUUAGAGCUGUUUGUAUUGAGUCAGACAGGAAGAGUUAAACUCUUAGUGAGAAGUUAAAGUCAGAGUUUAUAUAUUGUAUUUUGCAAAAUGAACGUGUUGAGAAACGGCAAGUUUUUAUGAUUGCUUGUUUAACAUAGUAAUUUUCUCCUAAGUGUCACAGAUGUCCUUUUUCUUAGCCAGAAGGAAGAUGUCGUUUUGAUUAAACAUUUCCAGUGUCAUUCCUGGUGUAUGGAAUUGUAGUUACGAAUCAGUUUCCUUUUGUGUCAAAUGUUUACCAAAACGAUCCUCCUUCAGGCACGGAAAGUUGGAGGCUCUGAACUCGGUGUUGUCAUGGUGACGUUAGAAGAAUGUUCAUUGCAGUAUACUUAAUGCUAUUUUGGAUUUGGUAUUUUCUAUCUGUUCUUAGGAAUGCUAAAAAUUAUUGGCUAGUGAAUGCAGUUGGUUAAAAGGUAUUCUUCAUUAUGAAAGGAUUUUUUAUAGGUUAAGGCCUAGUUAAUCAACUGAAGUUGUGAAUUUUGGGUUUUGAUAUAAACAAAUAUUUCAAAGGUGAAA
Molecule: messenger RNA, 4733 nt
Organism: Lytechinus pictus (painted urchin)
Lineage: Eukaryota; Metazoa; Echinodermata; Echinoidea; Temnopleuroida; Toxopneustidae
Exons: 2
Coding region: 291-2873 (860 amino acids)
Source: RefSeq, a predicted model, not a curated record